CAGGUGACAGACAAACACACGAAGAAGAAGCAGCAGCAGCAGCAGCAGUCCUCGUGUGUGACGCGUGUUUGUUGUUUUAUUCCUUUAUUAAAAACAUUAAUUAUAAUUAACACAUUAAAACAUUUACACUUUGACCGGAGCUUCCUGGAAGGUUGCCAUGUCGUCCUACACCUGCAUCAGCUGCCGAGUGGCGUUCACAGACGGCGAGGUGCAGCGGGCGCACUACAAAACCGACUGGCACCGUUACAACCUGAAGCGGAAGGUGGCCGACAUGCCGCCGGUCACCGCCGAGAACUUUCAGGAGCGCGUCCUGGCACAGCGGGUGGCCGCCGAGCAGCAGCUGAGCGACGCGGCGAGCACCGAGGGCUGCGCCGUCUGCAGCAAGAAGUUCUCCAGCGCCAACGCCUACCAGAACCACCUGCAGUCCCACAAACACCAGCAGGCGGAGAGGCAGGCUCUGCUGGCCGCCCAGAGGAAAGUGGAGAAGCUGAACGAGAAGAACCUGGAGAAGGGGCUCGGCGACGAGAAGGUGGACCACGACGCCAGGAACGAGGCCCUGCAGCAGGCCCUGAAGGAGCAGCACAGGUCGAGCCCGGCCAGCCAGGGGAAGGCGCAGAGGACGGAGAAGCUGGAGAAGCUGGAGAAACCUCCCAGGAUGAUGUGGCUGGAGGAGCAGGCCAAGAGGCGAGAGAGAGAAGAAGGAGCCACAGCUGGGGAAGAGGAUUGGGAGGACGUCGAGGAGGAGGAAGAGGACGACGAUGAAAUGGAGGACGAGGAGGAGGAGGAGGAGGAGGAGGAGAUGAUGGACCAAGAGGAAGGAGACUCAGCGGCUCAGUCCGACCCUCAACCAGCCGCUCUGCCGGGCUCCAUCCCCGUCACCGACUGCCUGUUCUGCUCCCACCACUCCAAGUCGCUCAUGAAGAACGUCGCCCACAUGACCAAAGUGCACAGCUUCUUCAUCCCCGACGUGGAGUUCCUCGUCGACCUCAAGGGCCUCAUCCGCUACCUCGGAGAGAAGGUCGGCGCUGGGAACGUUUGCUUGUGGUGUAACGAGAAGGGACGCUCGUUCUACUCGGCAGAAGCCGUGCAGAGUCACAUGACCGACAAGAGCCACUGUAAACUCUUCACAGACGGCGACGCCGCUCUGGAGUUUGCAGACUUCUACGACUUCAGGAGCAGCUACCCGGACAAGAAGGAGGGCGAGGACGCCGAGAUGGACGAAGAGGAGCUGCCUGAUGACAAGAGCCUGGAGUACGACGAUGAAACGCUGGAGCUGACGCUUCCUUCAGGCGCUAAGAUCGGCCACCGCUCCCUCAUGAGGUACUACAAACAGCGGUUCGGAGCUCAGAGAGCGGUGGUUCUGACCCACAACAGGAACGCCGUUGGCAGAGUUCUGCGGCAGUACAAAGCUCUGGGCUGGGGAGGAGACGGAGGCAACAGCUUCCAUCAGAAACCGAGAGACAUGCAGUACGUACAGAUGAUGAAGUCAAAGUGGAUGCUGAAGAUGGGGAUGAGCCACAACGCCACCAAGCAGAAGCACUUCAGAGCCCAGGUCAUGUUCUAAACUGGGACUGGAGAUGUGACACAGACUGGUGGAUCCUGAAAAUGUUAAGAUCCCGUCAGACUGAGCUCAAAACUCAGACGGCAGCCGGUCGGUUCACGUGUCAAUCACAUCGCGUCGUUCGGAGGUUCGUCAGCUGCAGAACUGACGGAAAUCGACCGAGUUUCUUGGGAGUUCUCGUACGAGGAAUCCACAUUUCCAACUUUCAGACGUCUCUGUCAUGCUGCUUCAACUGUGUGGAGAGUCCAGGUCCACCUUAAAUCAGAUUGACAUUGACUUCCUUGAUCGGACUUAAGGUGGAAGUUCUGAAUGAAUCACAUUUGUAAAAUCAUGUUGGAGUCUAAUCAGUUACAUAACACACUAUUAUUAUUUUUGUAGACCAAUGGCGGGAUUCCAUCUUGAUGAUUUAAUGUGCUCGUGAUACAACCAACCAAAUAAAUGUUUGAUAUUUAUCGGGUA
This is a messenger RNA of Larimichthys crocea (large yellow croaker), 2020 nucleotides long. RefSeq names its product zinc finger protein 622 (gene znf622). Gene Ontology annotation, cellular component: preribosome, large subunit precursor. The record is from RefSeq and is a predicted model, not a curated record. NCBI's taxonomy places the organism in Eukaryota, Metazoa, Chordata, Actinopteri, Sciaenidae. Gene Ontology annotation, molecular function: zinc ion binding; nucleic acid binding. The transcript has 7 exons. Gene Ontology annotation, biological process: ribosomal large subunit biogenesis. Bases 158 to 1564 code for a protein of 468 amino acids.